Penicilliopsis zonata CBS 506.65 is the source of this 1449-nucleotide messenger RNA. RefSeq lists its product as hypothetical. The record is from RefSeq and is a predicted model, not a curated record. The transcript has 7 exons. Gene Ontology annotation, cellular component: nucleus. Gene Ontology annotation, molecular function: cysteine-type deubiquitinase activity; ubiquitin binding. The coding region runs from base 1 to 1449 and encodes 482 amino acids. Lineage: Eukaryota; Fungi; Ascomycota; Eurotiomycetes; Eurotiales; Aspergillaceae. Gene Ontology annotation, biological process: protein K48-linked deubiquitination.
AUGCCCGUGUCGGACAUUCCCUUCGCCCACUUCGGUCCUUACAGCUACACUCCUGACAGACAUUAUUUCCCCUCGACGGGGCAGCCUCAGUUCGCCGCCCCGUUUUCCUUUCUAACCCACAGCAUCCCUCAGAUAACUCUUGCGUUCCAGCAGGGUAGAGCUUCUUCGGCCUACAAUAUGGCGGCGCUAUCUCCAGAUGAAAUGGAACGCUUCCAGCAACUGUCCAACAACUUUGAACCAAACGUCCAAGGACCUUUGGUGACCCCCAAACAGUCAAGCCAUGCCAUUGCGGAUGAAUACGCCAAUGCAGACCCGACAUAUGCGACUAAGACCAGUACGCUGGCGCUGACCCACCCCAUGUCGCGGAUCAUGAAGGGCGAUGGUAAUUGUGGCUGGAGAGCGGUCGCCUUCGGCUAUUUUGAAAAUCUGUUCUUGCUACGAGAUCCUCUUCGGGUCCAACGUGAAUUGAUCCGCCUCAAAUCGAUGAAUACGCUUCUAGAUCAGGUCGGACAGCAAGAACAUCUGUAUGAAAUCUUUGUGGAUGAGUCAGAAGCCGUUUUCAACCAGAUUCUCGAAGCCAUCCAGAAGGGCAUACAGGACGACUCUUUCCUAGUCCAUGCCUUCAACGAAGAAUACAAUUCUAACGCAAUCAUCACCCACUUCAGACUAUUAACGAGUGCUUGGAUGAGAUUGAAUCCUGGAAGAUAUCAAGCCUUCCUUUCCUUGCCCCUGGAGCAGUAUUGCGCGACAAGAGUCGAAACGGUCAAGACGGAGAUCGACGAGGUUGGACUCCAGGCUUUGGUCGACGGUGUGAUCGAAGGCUCGGAGCUUGCAGUCGAGAUCCUGUAUCUAGAUCGCAGUGAAGGCGAAGUUGUCACGCCCCAUCUACUGACACCUAACCGGCCGAGCGUUGGAACGAUUCGACUUUUAUACCGUCCUGGGCACUAUGAUCUACUCUACCGACCCGAACCAAUUGUGACUAUGGCACCCGUGGUGAAUUAUCAGUACGGAAUCACUUCUAACUACUCCCCCUGGGACCAAGGCGCACUCUCGUUCGACGUAGAUCCGCAUCUGAUGGCCAUUCCGAACCUCAUGAUGGACCCAGCUGCCUUUGCAGUCAAUCCGUCGCCCAUGUCCGCGCCAGUCUCAAACUCAUACAGGAUGUCACCUCCACACGACCUCUACCUCCAACACACCCCUCCUCCUGUUUCAAUUCCUUCCCCUCCUGUUGUGCCUAGAAUGUCAGCUCCGCCCCCACCAAUGACUUCUGCACCGAAUAGAUCCUCUGAUGGCCCGCAAAUUCGGCUGAAUCCCUUGGUCAUGAAAAACAAUUUGAGCCAUUCUCUUCCAGUGACAACACCGUUCAAGAAUUCUCCUUAUAACCAAGCACAUUUUCAGAACCAGGAUUUCGAGCCGAUCCACUGGGAACCCAACGAAUCACGCAAAUAG